GCUUGGAUUUCUGCCCAUCAUUUUCCUGUGGUAUUCGCUUAUAUAAUUAUGUGCAUGUUUGUCGUAUAUCUUCUUUUUUGAGGCAAGCAUGACUGUGCCUUAUUCAAGGGCUAUAGCAACCCAGGGCGGUUUCCUAUGGCUAGUCUGGAUACUGUUACCAAGAUGGCGGGGAAGUAUAUACAGGCAUGUCUGGAAGGAAAUGAUUCUCUUCAUUAUCCUCUAUUACUCAACAAGUGCUAUUUAUUGGUUUGCUCUCAGUGAUAAAUACAAAAUAAUAUUUGAGGAAGUAGUGAUUUACUGUUCGAAAAUGAGCAGUUCACUCCCAGUUACGACCCUGUUAGGAUUCUUCGUGACCAGCGUUUUCAAAAGAUGGUGGGCAAUCUUCCGAAAUAUCCCGUGGCCGGAUCAAACAGCAAUACUUACCACAUCCUUUAUAGGAGGACAGGACAAGGAAUCCAUGAAAAUCCGACAGACAGUCAUUCGAAAUGUGAAUGUUGUGAUUGCCAUGACCUUUAAGAAACUUUCACCUUCAGUGAGGAAAAAGUACCCUACUCUACGGAGCUUACUCGUGAAGACUCUUUCCCUCAACUCAUAUCAAUUAUCACAUUGUGUACCGCCGUUGAUUCUGAUUAUUCUUGCAGGCUACCUCACAGCGGAAGAGACACUGAUCAUAGAAAACCUCAGGAGCAGAAGCUCAGUAGACAUGACAUACGUGCCAAUAGUGUGGGCUUGUAAGACUGUUGACAAGGCACAAAAUGAUGAAUAUAUAGCUUCCACGCACAACAAGAUAGACCUCAUGACUGAAAUCCUUGCCAUCCAGAGUAAAUGCAUGGAAUUAUCUCACUGGGCAACGUGCGCUAUACCUCUGGCCUACUCCCAGGUCGUAACCAUUGUGGUGUACUUUUUCUACCUCUCGUCUGUGGUCGGUGGACAGGGCUUGGACCCCAAGAGGCAACACGAAGGUUACGGGAGAGUUUACUUUCCCAUCUUCACUCUCCUUCAAAUCUUCUUCUACAUCGGGUGGCUGAAGGUGGCUGAGAGCUUCACCAAUCCUUUUGGAGAUGAUGAUGAUGACUUUGAAUUCCUCGAACUCUUGAAGCGUCAUAGACAGAUGUCGAAAAUGCUUUCUGAACAAAAACCAGGGACCCUCCCGCAGGCAAUUUCGACCCUUGAUCUCCAUGGGGCAGCUGAGUCGUAAGGAAUGUAUGAAAUAUUGCGUCAUUUCCUGUUACCUAUGUGCCUUAAAUGUUUUUUACUUGCCAAAUAGUAUGUCAUGCAAUCAUAUAACAAUGUUAUUUUGAUCUAAGCAUAUCCAUCCAUUUUUUACCAAAAAAUAAUACUCGCUUUUUUUUGUAUUGUGUAUUUUUUACCUGGUGGUGUUCACAUCUU
This is a messenger RNA of Macrobrachium nipponense, 1389 nucleotides long. RefSeq names its product bestrophin-3-like. The transcript has 7 exons. NCBI's taxonomy places the organism in Eukaryota, Metazoa, Arthropoda, Malacostraca, Decapoda, Palaemonidae. The coding region runs from base 89 to 1198 and encodes 369 amino acids. The record is from RefSeq and is a predicted model, not a curated record. Gene Ontology annotation, molecular function: chloride channel activity.